Molecule: messenger RNA, 1371 nt
Organism: Patiria miniata (bat star)
Lineage: Eukaryota; Metazoa; Echinodermata; Asteroidea; Valvatida; Asterinidae
Product: tctex1 domain-containing protein 1-B-like
Exons: 2
Coding region: 443-1054 (203 amino acids)
Biological process (GO): microtubule-based movement
Cellular component (GO): cytoplasmic dynein complex; cytoplasm
Molecular function (GO): dynein intermediate chain binding
Source: RefSeq, a predicted model, not a curated record
CAAAAUGUGCCAUUACGUGGACGCCCAAUUAUAUUCGGUGCCAAUUGGCCCUGGGUCCAGAGCGAUUGUGAGCCUCAAAAGGAGUGAAAAAACACUUUGAAAGUGUCAAUAAACUAGAGUGACUAUAGAUGUUCUGAUGUGGGCCGUAUUUGCUUUGUGUGAAACUGGAAAAGGAGGAAUGAGUGUGACUUCAAAGACCUCCAUCGUGCAUCAACACUAACGGCGUGGGACCAAAAUAAAACAAGUUUUGACUCUACUUUGGAAGCAGUCAUCAUGGGCCAUGGCCGAUCUCGUGUAGGCCACUUGUAGCUCGCUUGACACACUGUGCUGUUGUACUUUCUACUACGAGUUUGAGAUCUUCAUCUGUAGUUAGUACGGUUGUAACAUUCUGUGGACCACCCGUUGAUUGACUUUCACUGGUCUACGAGAGUUGUGUCUGACGAUGGCGGCCCUGAACGCCCAGAACUUGGAGAAGUUGAACCGCCAGGAUGGCAGCGUCAAGUCCUCCCGUCGCUACUCCAUCGUGUCCCGCAAGAGCUCCAUCAGCCACUCCACCACGGGGGACGGGGCGGCCAGCACCCGCUGGCGGCGCCUGUCCCGUGCCUACUCCACCUCCAUCGGUAAUCCCAACUUCCGCGUGGCCACCGUGCGCUCCACCGACACGCCAGCGGCGGCUAGCAAGCCCUUGGUCCGCUUCGAGAACACCUUCAAGAUGACUCCGGAUCCCGGCACCCGGUUCGUGCCAGGGGAGGUGGAGAAGAUCGCCCGGCAGGUCUUGGAGGCCAACUUGACUGAGAAGACGCGCUACGAGCCUCGUACGUGCUCCAUCUUCACCCAGCGGAUCGCCGAGGAGAUUAAGAUGAGGGUCAAGGAGCUCAAGAUCCCUCGCUAUAAGAUCACGUGCCAGGUCUUCAUGGGGUCCGUGAGCGGUCAGUGUCAACAGAUGGUCAGCCGUGCCGUCUGGAACACCGACACCGAUAACUUCGCUACUUGCACGUACCAGAACAACUCGCUCUACGCCGUAGCGCUGGUCCAUUGCACUUACUAUGAGUGACAAACUAUACCAUUCUUCAUAUCACUCAUCUUGCUUAAAGGUGCUGUCUCGUCCUGUACAGUUUUCGAGGAACCACUGGUCCUCCAUACAGAACGGCGCUCUAUGUUAAUUCUCUUUACAUGUUGACGAGGAUAUCAUCUUUAAUGUUUGAUUGGCGCCAAUUUCAAAACAAAACAAUGUUAGAGGCUGUAUAAGUAACUUUUUAGAGUGUAGGACAGUGUUGUCCCAACAUUCAACACAGACCUCAAAACACUGAGAAUGAUGUGAGAAACCAUGGGUGUUGUAUUAUCAUUAGAAUAAAAUACAUUACCCGGACU